Messenger RNA from Mizuhopecten yessoensis (Yesso scallop), 1092 nucleotides. RefSeq names its product sporozoite surface protein 2-like. Bases 1 to 1092 code for a protein of 363 amino acids. Lineage: Eukaryota; Metazoa; Mollusca; Bivalvia; Pectinida; Pectinidae. Gene Ontology annotation, biological process: attachment of mitotic spindle microtubules to kinetochore. The record is from RefSeq and is a predicted model, not a curated record. The transcript has a single exon.
AUGACACCCACAAAUCACAGCAAAAAGGGUAACAUAAAACCCACAAAUCACAGCAAAAAGGGUAACAUAAAACCCACAAACCACAGCAAAAAGGGUAACACAAAACCCACAAAUCACAGCGAAAAGGGUAACAUAAAACCAACAAGCCACAGCAAAAAGGGUAACAAAAAACCCACAAACCACAGCAAAAAGGGUAACAUGAAACCCACAAAUCACAGCAAAAAUGGUAACAUGAAACCCACAAACCACAGCAAAAAGGGUAACAUUAAACCCACAAAUCACAGCAAAAAGGGUAACAUUAAACCCACAAACCACAGCAAAAAGGGUAACAUGAAACCCACAAAUCACAGCAAAAAGGGUAACAUUAAACCCACAAAUCACAGCAAAAAGGGUAACAUUAAACCCACAAACCACAGCAAAAAGAGUAACAUAAAACCCACAAAUCACAGCAAAAAGGGUAACAUAAAAACCACAAACCACAGCAAAAUGAGUAACAUGAAACUCACAAAUCACAUCAAAAAGGGUAACAUUAAACCCACAAAUCACAGCAAAAAGGGUAACAUAAAACCCACAAAUCACAGCAAAAAGGGUAACAUUAAACCCACAAAUCACAGCAAAAAGGGUAACAUAAAACCCACAAAUCACAGCAAAAAGGGUAACAUAAAACCCACAAACCACAGCAAAAAGGGUAACAUAAAACCCACAAAUCACAGCAAAAAGGGUAACAUAAAACCCACAAAUCACAGCAAAAAGGGUAACAUAAAACCCACAAACCACAGCAAAAAGGGUAACAUAAAACCCACAAACCACAGCAAAAAGGGUAACAUGAAACCCACAAAUCACAGCGAAAAGGGUAACAUAAAACCCACAAACCACAGCGAAAAGGGUAACAUAAAACCCACAAACCACAGCAAAAAGGGUAACAUAAAACCCACAAAUCACAGCAAAAGGAAAGUCAUGGUGAAACCCACAAACCAAAAUAAAAGGAAAUGUAUGGUGAAACCCACAAACCAAAAUAAAAGGAAAUGUAUGGUGAAACCCACAAUCCAUAACAAAAUGGAAGUCUUCAUGAAACCCCCAAAACAACAAUAG